AUGGGGGUGCAGUCGCGGAUGAGGAAGAAGCGGGGGGUGGCCAAGGUGUCGCGGAAGACCAAGAACAGGGGGCAGAAGGUGUCGAAGUUGCCGGAGGAGUUCAAGAAGGACCUGGCAGUCCUGGAAAAGGGAGUUGGGGUGGCACCGACGUGGAAUGAGCUAGACACCGUGGAGGACAAUUACGUCAGGAACGGCAUCCUCCGGAACGCCAACGCCAGCUUCGGGCGCAACAGGCACGCGGAGAGCCGGAAACAGGAGGCGCGUCGUGUGCGCGAAGAGGCGGGGGCGCAGAGCCCCGAGCGCGACGACUGCAGCGCCUCGGAGAGCGACGACGAGCUCCGCGCCCUGCUCAGCAAGACGCGCAAGACUGGCGUGGCCGCGCCGAAGCGGCUGACGCCGACGCAGGUGCGCGUGGUGGAGGAGCUCAUCGCGGCGCACGGCGACGACGUCGCCCGCAUGGCGCGCGACAUCAAGCGCAACAAGAUGCAACAUACGGAAGGGAAACUUCGAAUGAUGAUUCGCAGCUACAACCACUGGGGCAACGACCCGGCGAACCGCCACGACUUCCGCGUGCCGCGCAAGGGCCUCUGGUGA
Pedinophyceae sp. YPF-701 is the source of this 594-nucleotide messenger RNA. NCBI's taxonomy places the organism in Eukaryota, Viridiplantae, Chlorophyta, Pedinophyceae. The record is from the annotation of a GenBank genome assembly.